Arvicola amphibius (Eurasian water vole) is the source of this 2344-nucleotide messenger RNA. RefSeq names its product perforin 1 (gene Prf1). The coding region runs from base 156 to 1820 and encodes 554 amino acids. Gene Ontology annotation, biological process: leukocyte mediated cytotoxicity. Gene Ontology annotation, molecular function: calcium ion binding; pore-forming activity. The record is from RefSeq and is a predicted model, not a curated record. The transcript is spliced from 3 exons. NCBI's taxonomy places the organism in Eukaryota, Metazoa, Chordata, Mammalia, Rodentia, Cricetidae.
AGCAGUAGUGAUGUGACAGUGACUAGGGUGGGCCUGCCUGGGGACCGCAGCACCAUUUCAAAGGCGUCCAUCGGGAGCGCGGGUGUCCCCUGUACUGCAGCAUCUCUGUGGGACUUCAGCUUUCCAGAGCUCACGGCAACUGUACCCACAGCUCCAUGGCCACACACUUGUUCCUCCUGAGCCUUUUCCUGCUGCUGCCACCACCUAUCCCCGCUCCCUGCUACACUGCCCCUCGGUCCGAAUGCAAGGAGAAGCGCAAGUUCGUGCCAGGUGCAUGGUUGGCUGGGGAAGGUGUGGACGUGACCACCCUCCGCCGCUCCGGCUCCUUCCCAGUGAACACAAUGAAUUUCCUGAGGCCUGACCGCACUUGCACCCUCUGUAAAAAUGCCCUGCAAAAGGAUGCUAUACAACGCCUGCCUCUGGCCAUUGCCCACUGGCGGCCUCACAGCUCAGGCUGCCAGCGAAAAGUGGCCACAGCCAAAGUCAGCUCGACGGAGGGUGUGGCCCGGGAUGCAGCUGCUAACAUCAAUAAUGACUGGCGUGUGGGGCUGGAUGUGAACCCCAAGCCCGAGGCAAGCAUGCGCGUGUCCAUGGCUGGCUCCCACUCCCAGGUAGCCAACUUUGCAACCGAGAAGACCCAUCAGGACCAGUACAGCUUCAAUUCUGACACAGUGGAGUGUCACCUGUACAGUUUUCGCCUCGUCCAAAAACCCCCACUACACCUCGAUUUCAGAAGGGCACUCAGGAGGCUUCCCCCCAACUUCAACACCUCUACGAAGGAUGCUUAUGACAGACUCAUCUCGUCCUACGGCACCCACUUUAUUACGGCUAUGAACCUAGGUGGCCGUGUCUCGGUCCUCACAGCCCUGCGCACAUGUCAGCUGGCCCUGGAAGGGCUCACCGCUGACGAGGUAGGCGACUGCCUGAACGUGGAGGCCCAGGUCAGCAUCGGCGCCCAAGCCAGUGCCUCCAGUGAGUACAAAGCCUGUGAGGAGAAGAAGAAACAGCACAAGAUGACCACCUCUUUCCACCAGGCUUACCGAGAGCGUCAAGUCGACGUGGUCGGCGGCCACCUCGGUUCCACGCAAGACCUGCUCUUCGGGAACCAGGCUACCCCCGAGCAGUUCUCAACCUGGAUAACCUCUCUGGUCAGCAGCCCUGGGCUGGUGGAUUACAGCCUGGAGUCCCUGCACGUGCUGGUGGAAGAUGUGGACCCGAGGCGGGAGGCACUGAGACAGGCUAUCAGCCAUUAUGUGGUAGGCAGGGCUCGUUGGCAGAACUGUAACCAACCCUGUAGGGUAGGCCGGCAUAAGAACACACGGGACUCAUGCCAAUGCACAUGCCACGAUUCGAAGGUCACCAACCAGGACUGCUGUCCACGCCAGAGGGGCUUGGCCCACCUGCUGGUGACCAAUUUCCAGGCAAAGCAUCUGUGGGGAGACUACGUUACAGCCUCUGAUGCCUAUGUGAAGGUCUUCUUUGGUGGCCAGGAGCUGAGGACCAGCACAGUGUGGAACAAUAACCACCCCAAGUGGACUGACAAGCUGAACUUUGGGAAUGUGCUCCUGGCCACAGGCGGACCCCUGAGGGUGCAGGUCUGGGAUGCUGACAAUGGUUGGGAUGAUGACCUUCUCGGUUCUUGUGACAGGUCUCCCAAGGCUGGUACCCAUGAGGCGACCUGUAACCUGAACCAUGGCAGUAUUACAUUCCACUAUGAAGUCAAGUGUUUAACCCACCUGACUGGAGAGACCUGCCUGGAGUAUGCCCCCGUGAGCUACCUAGGAGAUCCUCCAGGAAACCGCAGUGGGGCUGUGUGGUAAAAAAAAGCAUGCCUUGUGAGCCGGGCAUUGUGGCACAGGACUUUAAUCCCAGCCCUUGGGAGGCAUAGAUAUACUUAGGAAGACCCUGUCUCACACACACACACACACACAAAAACAAAUAGCAAAAUAGCACACCCUGAAGUGCUCAACUGAGUUUGACCAGGGGGGUUCACAAUGGCUUAAUAUUCAAUAGAGACUGAGACUUGAACCAGAGCUUCCCUGACCCUCACUGUCCACACUGCCUCAGUCUCCGAUGUCACCAAGCCUGACAGCUACUGUUGGUGCACAGCACAAACACUGGCCAGGAACCCAGCAGACAGCCAGAAGGCUGACUCCACCGAACUUUAAGGCCCUCCCUCCUUAACACAGCAAGAUCGUUUGUUUGAGACGACCUCUGUGCCCCAAUUCCUGUGUGCCCCGAUUCCUGUGUGCCUUUUGUCCCUCAUUCUGAUCCUGACAAAUCAAGGCCUGUGACACCGAGUAUAUAGCUUGAUAGAGGGCCAAUAAAUAUGAUCUGAUGGUAA